AAGAUUUGUCAUAACCCUGCGGGAGAUAAUGAUCUUGGAUUAGCCGAAAAAACUUACGAAAAUCUUAUGGAGAACUUAGACGCACUUUCGGAGGAGCAACUUGAUGAGUUACUUCGGGAGGCUGUCGAAAUAAACCAAAGAUUGAAGUCCUUUGAGAUAAAACAGACUUUGAGAGCUCAUGGCGGGAGCAACUUGCACGUGGGUGAUCACCGAGGGAAAAUUUACGAACAAUCUGGAUGUCAACCGCAGAGACCUCACUUUUUACCUCCCAUUCAACAGACAAAGACAACUCUAGUUUCUCAAGCCAGUGUAACGAAAGAAGUUCUGACUUAA
Pocillopora meandrina is the source of this 333-nucleotide messenger RNA. The record is from the annotation of a GenBank genome assembly. NCBI's taxonomy places the organism in Eukaryota, Metazoa, Cnidaria, Anthozoa, Scleractinia, Pocilloporidae.